Drosophila takahashii is the source of this 1689-nucleotide messenger RNA. It is a transcript of the gene CSN1b, whose product is annotated as COP9 signalosome subunit 1b. The record is from RefSeq and is a predicted model, not a curated record. Gene Ontology annotation, cellular component: COP9 signalosome. Lineage: Eukaryota; Metazoa; Arthropoda; Insecta; Diptera; Drosophilidae.
UCUAGUUCGCACCGGUUAUCGAUGCAGAUACUUGCAAAAAAUAAUUAAUUUACAAAUAAACAAGACGGAAUUGGUGAUUUACUCCUUGAUUUAAGCAGCAAACUAAAGCAGGAUGCCCGUGCUGCCGAUGCCACCACUCAUGAACGCCGUGGAGCCGAUGCAAGUGGAUGCGCCGCCGAACGAGGACAAUGAGAACAACGAGGAGCAGCAGAUUGUGGUGGAGAAUCCCAGCAUUGAUCUCGAGGUGUAUGCCAACCAGUAUGCCGGGAUCGUGCGGCUGCAUCGCUUGAUUUACGUGGCCGACGUCUGCCCGAUUCUGGCGGUGGAGGCGCUGAAAAUGGCCAUCACCUAUGUGCAGACCACCUACAACGUCAAUCUCUACCAGCUGCUGCACAAGCGUCUGAGCGAUCUGAAUGCGGGGAAUGCCCCAGUUCCGCCGGCCAAUGCUGGUGGAGAUCAGGGAGCUGCCCCGGCAGCGGCACCUCUUCCGGAUAUCGCCGCCCAGCCGGUGGCAGCCCAGGCGCAGGGACAGCAGGCUCAGCCCGCUGGCGAGAAGGAUGCCUUCGCCUACGAUGCCGGUUGGGUGGACACCAAGAUGAAGAAGGCCGCCCUGAAGCUGGAGAAACUGGACUCCGAUCUGAAGAACUACAAGUCGAAUUCGAUCAAGGAGAGCAUUCGCCGGGGCCACGAUGACCUGGCCGAUCAUUAUCUCAGCUGUGGCGACCUCACCAAUGCCCUGAAGUGCUAUUCCCGGGCCAGGGAUUACUGCACCAGCGGCAAGCAUGUGGUCAACAUGUGCCUGAAUGUGAUCAAGGUUUCGAUUUACCUGCAGAACUGGGCCCAUGUCAUGAGCUACAUUUCCAAGGCGGAGAGCACUCCGGACUUUGCCGAGGGCUCCAAGGAGGCCAAUGCCCAGGUGCAUACCCGCCUGGAAUGCGCUGCUGGGCUGGCGGAACUGCAGCAGAAGAAGUACAAGGUGGCCGCCAAGCAUUUUCUCAAUGCCAACUUCGAUCACUGCGACUUUCCCGAGAUGAUCUCGACCAGCAAUGUGGCAGUUUAUGGCGGACUCUGCGCCCUGGCCACCUUUGAUCGACAGGAGCUGAAGCGCCUGGUCAUCGCCUCCACGUCCUUCAAACUCUUCUUGGAACUGGAGCCGCAGCUAAGGGAUAUCAUCUUCAAGUUCUACGAAAGCAAGUACGCCUCCUGCUUGACGCUGCUGGAUGAGAUCAGGGACAAUCUGCUGGUGGACAUGUACAUUGCGCCCCAUGUGACCACUCUGUACACCAAGAUACGCAAUCGCGCCCUCAUCCAGUACUUUAGCCCCUAUAUGUCAGCGGAUAUGCACAAAAUGGCCAUGGCCUUUAACUCAUCGGUGGGCGAUUUGGAGAACGAGGUGAUGCAGUUGAUAUUGGACGGGCAAAUCCAGGCGCGCAUCGAUUCGCACAACAAGAUCCUGUACGCCAAGGAGGCGGAUCAGCGGAACAGCACCUUUGAGCGGGCUUUGAUCAUGGGCAAGCAGUACCAGCGCCACACCAGGAUGCUCGUCCUGCGCGCUGCGAUGCUCAAGAGCCACAUCCACGUGAAGAGCAUUUCCAGGGAGGGCGGCAGCAACCACGGCGCCGAGCUCUGCGUCUCCGCUGGAUCCUCCACAACUGCUCAGUUGGCCAGGAUUUAGGGGAAUGCACCGAU